AUGGCACAAAUCCCAAAAUUCAGUACAUCAAUACAACCACCCCCAGGCCCAAACGCCAAACUAGUCCUCGACACCGGCACCGACACCACAAACCCAAAAGUGUUCAACGACGCAAUAAAAAUCCGCAAAACCGUCUUCAUAGACGAGCAACACUGCACCGCAUCCACAGAAAUUGACAGUGACGAUCCCCGCAGCUGGCACUGGGUCCUAUACAACGACUCGACCAGCACGCCAGUGGGAACAAUCCGACUAGUGCCCCCGCCGCAGGUAUCGCACGCGCAGACCACGGAUCCUGAAUCUUCAGCGGGAGGGGAAUACGAUUGGACGCACGAGCCCUGUGUUAAGCUGACGCGGGUGGCGGUUAUGCCGGGGUUUCGGGGUCUAGGACUUGGGCGGCGGUUGGUGGAGGUUGCGUUGGGGUGGGCGGCUGGGCAUGCGGGGGAGAUUGAUGAGGCUGUGGCGGGGAUUGCGAGGGGUAGAAGGGGGGCGGGUGCCGAUCUGGGUCCGUGGCGGGGAUUGGUGCUUGUGCAUGCGCAGGUUGAUGUCGAGGGGAUGUACGCUGGGCUUGGGUUUGUGACGGAUGAGUCGAUGGGAAGGUGGGUGGAGGAGGGGAUUGAGCAUGUUGGGAUGUUCCGGCGGUUGGUUUUGGAUAAAUAG
Penicillium roqueforti is the source of this 657-nucleotide messenger RNA. RefSeq names its product GNAT family N-acetyltransferase. Gene Ontology annotation, molecular function: acyltransferase activity, transferring groups other than amino-acyl groups. Lineage: Eukaryota; Fungi; Ascomycota; Eurotiomycetes; Eurotiales; Aspergillaceae. Bases 1 to 657 code for a protein of 218 amino acids. The transcript has a single exon. The record is from RefSeq and is a predicted model, not a curated record.